Oncorhynchus mykiss (rainbow trout) is the source of this 2359-nucleotide messenger RNA. RefSeq lists its product as uncharacterized. Gene Ontology annotation, molecular function: nucleic acid binding. The record is from RefSeq and is a predicted model, not a curated record. NCBI's taxonomy places the organism in Eukaryota, Metazoa, Chordata, Actinopteri, Salmoniformes, Salmonidae.
CUUGUUUAUUUUUUUACAUUCCUUGGUCUAAUAGUUGUUAGCUAAAACUAGCUACCGAGCAAAAAUGCCAGGACGUUGUUCAGCUUUCAACUGUAGGAAUACGUUUAAAAAUGUUAAACAUAAAACAAACAAGGUUACAUUUCACAGCUUUCCAAAGCGUGAUCCUAAACGAAUAAAAGAGUGGGUGGGUCAGAUGAAAUGGAAAGACUGGCAGCCAACCCCUCAUUCCUUACUGUGCUCAGAGCAUUUUGAGGAGAGGUGCAUGGAUAGAACUGGGCAGACAGUGCGUUUACGUGAUGAUGCAAUACCAACUAUCUUUGCCUUUCCUAGUCACCUACAAAAAAAGUUUCAGAAAACAGCCGGAAGGAGGAAAAGAGUAACCUUGUUUCCAGAGGAUCCUGUUCCUGAGGAGUCGACACAACGGGAGAAGUCUCCACCCACCUACUUAAACCACAGUAUAUGGCACCCAAGUCGUUUCCAUGACGACUACUGUGUUCCACAGAGUAUUGACUGGGCUGUAAAAGACAUGCCUAAAGAAAUCCCAUCUGCAACUUUAGAAAAGCAAGGUCUGAUCUUUAUCCCCAAGCACGCAAUCAAGAUCAAGGAGAAAUGGGAUUGGCUGACAAUGGAUGUGAAGGGACCAUUUCCAGAGACCAAAAGUAGACACAAGUUUGUACUAACUGUAAUGGACUACUACUCCAAAUGGAUGGAAGCCUACCCCAUGAAGACCAACAACAGUAAAGAGAUUGCCAAAAUCAUCUCUGACCUCAUCUCUCGCUUUGGCUUCCCUGUUGGAAUCCUGUCUUGUUUGACUCGAGCACACAUUUUAGAGAUCAACUUGGCUUUGGGUGAUCUGAAGAAACUGACAGGCCAACUCAUAUUCUACCGUCCUCUGGGAGUGUCACUGGAUCCAGUAACAAAGUCCCUUGUAGACCGGUUGGUGUCAGAUUUGGUGAAAGAACAUCCUGAUCGUUGGGAUGUUUACCUGGCUGCCAGUGUGUUCAGCUUCUGCUGCAAAGAGCACCCCACCACCAGACAAAUACCCCUGUCUCUGCUGCGCUGCGGAGGGACUCAGUCUGUCUCCACCUCACCAAGAAAGCUGCCUGAUAAUGGGAUAAAAGGAAGGACCUUUGUCAUACUAGAUGCCCAGCCACCUCAAAGGGAAGUCCGUGUGGAGUGCAAUCAGUGCAGUCAAUGGAGCACGGUCAGCCAGGACUCAGAGCUGAAGAGAUAUGAGGAGAUGAAACUUGGGGAGGAGGACUACACCCACACCUGUGUGAGCUGCAGGGUGGCCAUGAGCUGCAGGGUGGCCCUGGAGGUCAUGAGGGGUUAGGAGACAAGGACAUGAAGAACUGGAUGUAAAUGAGAAAGCUUUUCAAACAAGGACUGAAAAGAUGGAGGAUAUAAUAAGGACGUUGGAAACCAAGUGGUGGUGAAGGAAGAGAUUGCUGUUGGAGUGAAAAAAGGUUCCAUGGGGAAGAAGUUUGAACAAUAGGAGUUUAUAAUGUGUAUAUACUUACACGUUUCUCAGUCAUACACGUUUUUGGAAUGAAAUAAAAACAGAUAGUGUUGUUUUCAAGUUGUGUGUGCUCAAACAGUGGAUUGUUGUUUAAUAAUGCAUUUGGGCAGACAUCUAUAUACUGCUUCAGUGCUUCAUCUAUUCCUCUCUGAUUUGGGGUAUUUUAGAGAAUGGGGUAGCUUUUCUAUAUUCUUAUUUAACUAGGCAAGUCAGUUAAGAACAAAUUCUUAUUUACAAUGACAGUCUACCAAAAGACAAAAGGCCUGCGGGGACGGGGGCUGGGAUUAAAAUAACAAUAUAGGACAAAACACACAUCACGACAAGAGAGACAACUCAACACUACAUAAAGAGAGACCUAAGACAGCAUGGCAGGAACACAUGACAACACAACAUGGUAGCAACACAACUUGGCAGCAGCACAAAUCGUGGUACAAACAUGUUAAUGGGAUUUAUGUUAAUUGAAUGAUUAGAAUAUUCCACCCUGAAACCAUAUAAUUGUAUGGAAUUGGCUAGAAUGUAUAAAAUUAUAAUUAAUAAAUGUGUAGUUCUAGUCAGAAUUAGGUUAAAACAAUAUAGCUAAUGUUUGUCUUUAUGGAAUUUUAAAGACAGACUGAGCAAAAUUUGUCGCCGACCUGACCAGAGAUUUGGGAGAGAACAGGGAGUACGGCUCAAGGUCUCCCUAAUCUCUGUCGGCUGGGUAGUGAGGACAUUGUGUGCGUCUGUUUGUGUGAAUGUGUGUGCGCGUAUGGUUGUGUGAAUGUGGGCGUGAGAAGUCAGUAUAAAAUGAAUUGAUUUGUAUUCUUGUCUUCAGAACGUCCCGUGAAUAAACCUUUUUGACUA